UAACUUUUUUGCCACUUUUAAUAUUAUAGUAGAUUAAACAAUGUCAGAAGAACAAAAGAAUGAACAAGUGGUAGACUUGACAAAAGUAACCCCACCAACUCAACCAAAAUCCAUUUUGGUGUCUCGGGAAGAACAAAAGAAUUACGAAUCUGAAUCACAAACAGAGGAUGAAGAAGAUGAUGAAGAAGACGAUAUAGAUAAUGAGAAUGAACCACUUCCUACAGAAUAUCCAGGUACAGUUCUCCCAGAUAAUCACCCACAAGAAAUCGAUGCUGAUGUGGAUCUUGCUAGUGGAUUCCCUGAUGACACUGAGUAUAUCGAUUUGAUCCAUUUAAAAAUCAAUUCCUUGGAGGAUCUUCAUCUUGAAAGAUUCAACAAGAUUGAAGCUCUUUGUUUAAGACAAAAUCUUCUCACUUCAAUUUCUGCUGUGAAACAUUUACCUGCGGAAACCAUGGAAGAAUUGGACUUCUAUGACAAUAGAAUUGAUCAUAUUUCUAAAAGUGUUGCUCAACUUGUAAAUUUAAAAAAUUUGGAUUUAUCAUUCAAUAAAAUUAAAAAUAUCAAACAUAUAGAAACAUUGACUAAAUUAGAAAAUUUAUACUUUGUUCAAAAUAAGAUUAAGGAGAUUAAAAACUUGGAAACUUUACAAAAUUUGAAGAAUUUAGAAUUGGGAGGUAAUAAGAUUGAAGUAAUUAGUGAAACCCUUGAUAAAUUGGUAAAUUUACAACAACUUUGGUUGGGUAAGAAUAGAAUUGCCAAGUUUGAAAACAUGAAUAAUUUGGUAAAUUUAAGAGUAUUAUCCAUACAAUCCAAUAGAUUAACUAAAAUUGAAGGUCUUGAUCAUUUGAUCAAUCUUGAAGAGUUAUACUUGUCACAUAAUGGGAUUGAAAAAAUUGAAAAUUUAGAAAAUAAUACUAAAUUACAAGUAUUGGAUGUUACUUCUAAUAGACUUACCAAACUUGAAAAUAUGCUGCAUUUAAUAAACUUGACAGAUUUCUGGUGUUCAUACAAUAAGAUUUCUAAUUUUGAUGAUAUUGCCAAACAGUUGGGUAAGUUACCAGAAUUAGACACAGUUUACUUUGAAGGUAACCCUGUACAACUUCAAAACCCAACCGCAUACAGAAGAAAGAUAAAGUUGAAUUUGGGUCCAAGUCUUGCUAAGAUUGAUGCCACAUACAUCAGAGAUUAGGUGAAAUGAUAUAUAUGAAUAAUAAUAGUAAUAGUAAUGUCAGCAUCA
Messenger RNA from [Candida] anglica, 1237 nucleotides. The record is from the annotation of a GenBank genome assembly. Lineage: Eukaryota; Fungi; Ascomycota; Pichiomycetes; Serinales; Debaryomycetaceae.